Sphaerulina musiva SO2202 is the source of this 531-nucleotide messenger RNA. RefSeq lists its product as uncharacterized. The transcript is spliced from 3 exons. Gene Ontology annotation, cellular component: eisosome; plasma membrane. Gene Ontology annotation, biological process: protein localization to plasma membrane; eisosome assembly. The record is from RefSeq and is a predicted model, not a curated record. Bases 25 to 531 code for a protein of 168 amino acids. Lineage: Eukaryota; Fungi; Ascomycota; Dothideomycetes; Mycosphaerellales; Mycosphaerellaceae.
CGCGACACUCCACCACCGACGACAAUGGGCAUGGCACAGAUUCUCGGCCUGGGCCUUCGUGGCUUCCAGUUCCUCAUGUCCCUGUUCAUCAUGGCCAUCAUCGGAAACGCCAUCGCCAUGGGAGCCGACUCAUCCAUCAACAACUACACCAUGUUUUGCGCCGCAUUCGCCAUGCUAUGUCUCUUCUUCCUGAUACCCGCCACUUUUAACGAGCGCUUUGCCGUCCAUGGCGCCCUGCCGCUGGCUCUCGAUGUCUUGAUUACUCUCUUCUGGUUCUGCGCCGCUGUCGCACUCGCUGCCAAGCUGGGAGUACACAGCUGCAGCAACGACCGCUACGUGAGGAGCAACAGCGUGAUCCGAGGCGCAAGUGAUCAAUCCGCUGCAUGCCGUGAGGCGCAAGCCUCGUGCGCAUUCCUCUGGUUCGGUUUCGCCGCAUUCGUGGUAACAACUGCCUUGAGCGCAACUGGAAUGAGCGGCAGCUCAGCGCCCAAGGGUGGUGUUCGUCGUGGUCCAGCCAUGUCUCAGGUCUAG